AAGUAGCUCAUCUUGGCACUUUUCCCUUCUUCCGGUUUCAGAAAGUUUCUCAGAGUUUUACUUUUCAACAGCAGGUUGUGACUCAGUUUGCGUAUUUGACUUGUGCAUCGUGCACGUGACAGUGCCAGGAUGAUUUACAAGGCUGUCUAAUCCACAGGAUGCAUUAAACUCGGGGGAACGAACAAGAGAGAAGUAAGUGGUGUGACUUCAAGCUGUCAUUUGGCAAGAAGUCAGGUGCAGUCUCUCGAGCGUGACUGAAGGUAUCACACGUAUUGACAGCUGUACAGAAUGGAAGGUAACAGAGAGACCGAUCCACUACUUUCUAGGGGAAAUGGGCUUCGCCAUAGAGAUCUUCAUACAAAUCGCCAUCACAAGGAACUGGUAGACGUUGUAGAUAUGGACAUGCCCAAAUUUCUGCCUAAAUGCCCAGUUACAGUGGAGCCAUACGCUUUUUUCUAUUUCUUUGCCAUACUUUCUUUGUUGUCAAUAUUUCCCCAGUAUUUUUACAAGAGAAUCGGCGAGGAUCUCGGAUAUGUGGGGAAUAAGUCAGAUUCUGGUGCAGGGUGUGAAGGAAGUAAUGGCACAAAUAGUACCAUGUAUGCCUUACAGCAGAAGGUGCAGGCAGAGUCAUCACUAUGGCUAAUGUACACAAGUAUUUGCACCCUGGUUCCAGCAAUCAUUGUCACUGUAUUCUACGGAGGCCACAGUGACACAUUUGGGCGAAAACCAUCCUUGAUUCUACCCUGCAUGGGCUCUUUAAUCAGAAGUGUGUUUACAGUAUUUGCAGUUUAUUUUGAGUGGCCUUUGUGGAGUUUUCUACCAGUGUGUUUUGUUGAAGGACUGUUUGGUCAGUAUGCUACUGCUCUUAUGGGAUGCUUCACAUAUAUCUCCGAUAUUACCACGACAAAGAACCGCGCCUUCAGAAUUGCAAUCACCGACCUCUUGCUGUUAUUUUCAGUCGAGGCUUCUCAAAUCUCAAUGGGGUAUUUCAUUAAACUUUCUCCUAAUUUUCUCAUCCCCAACAUUAUUGUGAUGGGAUCUUUGUGCUUAGCCUUACUGUAUGUUAUUUUUUGUCUACCUGAACUCAUACAGAAGGAUCCCAACGCCAAACUGCUUGAUCUGAAACAUGUGCUCCGAAUGGCUCAGCUGUAUUUUCACAAACCCAGGGAGAAUUUACCAGGAAGAGUGUGGAAGUUGAGACUGUUAUUGCUGGUUUUGUUCCUCAGUGCUAUGUCCAUGGUGUCCAGUUCAACGGUGGACAUGCUGUAUCUACUCAACAGUCCUUUUUGCUGGACUAGUACCCAGAUUGGAUGGUUUAAUGCUAUUAAUGCUUUAAUUAUACAGGCUGGUAGCUUUGUGGGUCUGCUCAUAAUGAGAAAGCUAUUGAAGAUAAAGGAAGCGUAUAUUGCACAAAUGGCCAUGGUGCUGGUGUUUGCCAACAAGAUCCUGGUGGCUUUUGCACAAUAUGACUACAUGAUGUAUAUUUCAUGUUUUGUUAACAUGUUUUUCUUCCUGAUUAUCCCAAUGUUGCGUGCCUUGAUGUCAGAGCAGGUGACACAUCACGAGCAAGGCUCACUAUUUGCCAGCAUCUCUGCUGUUGAGAACUCAUGCAGUUUAUUUGGAGGCACUCUCUUCAAUUCUAUCUACACUGCCACUGUUGCCUGGUUCAGGGGAUUUGUCUAUUUUGUGAUUGCUGCAUUUUAUGUGCUCUCUUUUUCGGUACUAAGUGUGUACUCCUGUAAGACACGUGGUGAGAGCCCCCCUGUGAUAGAAGUUGAAACCCCUGAAGAUGAUGAUGAGGAGGAAAGAUCAAGAAAUAGGGAUGAAAUUAGUUCCUAAAGCAUUUGACUUAAAUUAUUGCCUGAAGAGCAUUUAUAAAGAAUUUUUUGUCGAACUAUUUGCCAUCAAAUUGUCUUUUUACAUCCAAAUAGAAAUGCUGGGAUUUCUUUGAAUUAUACAUUAUAUAAGUAAAUAUUAUUUAUUCUUUUACAUUUUUAUAUAAAAUAUGAACCCUGUUCUCAUCUUAAAUGCUACUAACAAUAUUUAAUCUCGGGUAAGUAUUUAAGGUUAUUUUUUAUAACAUAUCAUGUUGUUUAUAUAUAACAGUAUUUAUAUAUUUACUAAAAAGGUUAAAAGAUGCAUUUAACUUUUCAAUGCUAUGAUAUUUUAAUAAACCUCUGCCAAGGAGGUGGCUUACACUUCUAUUUGUACAUCACCAGCCUAAGUAAAUGUUAUGGAAUCCCUAUGCAUUUUGAUGAAAAUUUCAGAAUAGCUUGAAAAUUGGCUUAAUUAAAAGUGAUUACAUUGAAGUGGUGAUCCCGAAUUACUUUUGGAUCCAAGAAUUUCAUUAAGGAACCUUUAUCAUUGUGAGAUAGGGUUUUGGGCCUUGACCCCAAAAUCAUUGAAAGGUGUUAAAAGGUUAUGCAUGUCCUCUCAACUACCACAAUUUUAUCAGUGUUAAGUCCUUGGUGGAGUCUGCUCUCUCAGAGUGCUUUUAUAGUUAUUGUAUUUAAAUUUUUUUAAAUGCAUUUAGAAGUUUUGCAUAUUAUACAUGUAACUGUUGAAUCAUCAAGUUUAAGCAUAUUUGAAAAGAACAAAAAUAUGAAAGAGUAUGAAGAUCUGAAUGAUUACUUACAAUACAAACACAUGCAAGCAUUACACAUUCAAAAUAUAAAGAAAUGUCUUCAUUUCAUUAUUCUUGAUAGGAUUUUCACAAUAAAAAUUCAUUUACAAGAGUUGGCAUUGUUCCAUGAUAUCCUAACCAUUGGUUCCAUCAAACAGCUCAGAACCUUCAAAAAGAGAAAUUAUACUGAUCCACUAAUAAUCAUCAAUUCAGACUUCUCUUCAUGAUAUUUGUUGUAUAAACAAUUUGGCCAAGACAAGUUGAAAUGAAUAUACCUCUUUUCCUUAUUGUAAUUUCCCAAAUAUAUUUGCCGAUGGGGAUGUCCAGACUCAAUUUCUGGAAUACCCCCUGAUGAAAAUGUGCCUCUGCAUUUUCGAACCUCGUGUUUCAUGCCUUGCAUAAAGCAAAAACUGGUCUCAAAAAAAAAAAAAAAAAAAAAAAA
Messenger RNA from Lingula anatina, 3065 nucleotides. RefSeq names its product lysosomal proton-coupled steroid conjugate and bile acid symporter SLC46A3. Gene Ontology annotation, biological process: transmembrane transport. Gene Ontology annotation, molecular function: transmembrane transporter activity. Lineage: Eukaryota; Metazoa; Brachiopoda; Lingulata; Lingulida; Lingulidae. The record is from RefSeq and is a predicted model, not a curated record. Gene Ontology annotation, cellular component: membrane.